AUGUCUGUUAAUAACGUUUUGAAAGGCAUGGGCUACAAGUUCAUAGCUGAGAUUGGAGAAGGCAGUUUUUCCGAAGUCAAGCUCGCCACUUCGCAGAAGCACCAAUGUAACGUGGCCAUCAAAAUUGUGGACCGCGUAAAGGCCCCUAAGGAUUUCGUCCAGAAGUUUCUCCCAAGGGAACUGGCGAUUUUGAGACGAGUGAAUCACGAGCACAUUGUGCAAAUGCAUGAGUUAAUUGAGGUGGCUGGUAAACGACUUUGUAUUGUGAUGGAAGCUGCAGCAAAAGAUCUCCUUCAGAAGAUACAUGAAGUGAAACGUCUCCCAGAAGACCAAAGCAAAAACUUAUUCUCUCAGAUGGUCAGUGCCAUUAACUACCUCCACCAGAUGGACAUCAUCCAUCGGGACCUCAAGUGCGAAAACAUACUGCUGACAGCUGAAGAACAAGUUAAGAUCACAGACUUCGGUUUCGCCCGCUGUGUUCAAGACCCUUCAGAGCUGAGCGAGACCUUCUGCGGUUCUGCAGCCUACACUCCACCAGAAGUCAUCAUGGGAAUGCCGUAUGACCCAAAGAAGUAUGACAUAUGGAGCCUCGGGGUGAUUCUAUACGUCAUGGUGACUGGAUCGAUGCCAUAUGAUGAUACCAACUUGAGGCGACUUCACCGUCUUCAACGAAAGUCUUUGGUUUUUUCAGAUGACGCUGGUGUUCAGGAACCAUGCCAGGUCUUCAUCCGUACUCUGCUCCAGUUCAAUCCUUCCACACGUCCAACCAUUCAGCAGGUGGCAGAACAUCCGUGGAUGCAAAAGGGAAAAAUCUAA
This is a messenger RNA of Onychostoma macrolepis, 816 nucleotides long. It is a transcript of the gene tssk6, whose product is annotated as testis-specific serine kinase 6. The transcript has a single exon. Gene Ontology annotation, biological process: intracellular signal transduction; protein phosphorylation; microtubule cytoskeleton organization. Gene Ontology annotation, cellular component: cytoplasm. Gene Ontology annotation, molecular function: ATP binding; tau-protein kinase activity; protein serine/threonine kinase activity. Lineage: Eukaryota; Metazoa; Chordata; Actinopteri; Cypriniformes; Cyprinidae. The coding region runs from base 1 to 816 and encodes 271 amino acids. The record is from RefSeq and is a predicted model, not a curated record.